AAAAAAAUAUCAUAUACUCUAGUUCAACUCCAACACCCUGUUCACAGUUUCAACACAAAAGAGCUUGUUUCAACCUCAGCUAUGCUUUAAGCACUUUCAGAUACACAGAAACCCAGAAAUGCCUCAAGCCCUUUUCUUGAAGCCCUUCAUUUCCGCUCCUUUGGAUAAUUGGAGUAAAUUGAAAGAAUGCACAAAUUCUAUAGGUGCCAAUGUGAAGAUGCGUGGAAGACUGGAGGUGGUUUGUAUGGGAAUGCUGGCACCAAGAAAGUUCUUGCAGAAAAGGAAGAAAGUGGAGGUUUUUAAAGACGUUGGCGAUGAGGCUGACCAGAAGAACUGGAGGAGACUGAUGAAUGAAAUCGAAGAGAAGGGUUCUGCUGUUGCAGUGCUCAAAAGCGAAAAGCUCAAAAACAAGACGAUUCCUAAGGAUCUUGUUCUUGGAACGUUGGUUAGAUUCAAGCAAUUGAGGAAAUGGAACCUCGUUGGUGAGAUUCUUGAAUGGCUUCAGACUCAGGACUGGUGGGACUUCAGCGAAAUGGAUUUUCUGAUGCUUAUAACAGCUUAUGGAAAGCAAGGCAAAUUCAACAGGGCUGAGAAGGUUUUAAGCUUGUUGAAUGAAAAGGGCUAUGCACCAAGUGUAAUAUCACAUACUGCUCUUAUGGAAGCAUAUGGAAAAGGAGGCCGAUACAACAAUGCUGAAGCAAUAUUUCGAAGAAUGCAGUCUUCAGGGCCUGAACCAUCUGCUGUGACAUAUCAAAUCAUACUAAAAAUAUUUGUUGAGGGCUGCAAGUUUAAGGAAGCUGAAGAAAUCUUUGAGACCCUUUUGGAUGAGGAAAAGUCACCUUUAAAGCCAGACCAAAAGAUGUUCCACAUGAUGAUCUAUAUGUUUAAGAAGGCUGGAAGUUAUGAAAAAGCUCGUAAGAUGUUUGCGGUGAUGACUGAGAGAGGGGUUCGGCAAUCAACAGUUACUUAUAAUAGCCUAAUGUCGUUUGAAACUAACUACAAGGAAGUAUCAAAGAUGUACAACCAGAUGCAAAGAGCUGGUCUCCGACCUGACGUUGUGAGUUAUGCCUUACUCAUUAAUGCUUAUGGGAAAGCUAGAAGAGAGGAAGAAGCCUUAGCUGUUUUUGAGGAAAUGCUUGAUGCUGGUGUCAGACCUACCCCCAAAGCAUACAAUAUUUUGCUCGACGCAUUUGCAGUAUCAGGAAUGGUGGACCAAGCUCGAACUGUUUUUAAAAGCAUGAGAAGAGACAGGUAUGAACCUGAUAUAUACUCGUAUACCACUAUGCUGUCAGCUUAUGUAAAUGCACCCGACAUGGAAGGUGCUGAAAAAUUCUUCACAAGACUAAAGCAAGAUGGAUUCAAACCCAAUGUCGUCACUUAUGGGACCUUAAUCAAAGGUUAUGCUAAGACAAAUGAUAUUGAGAAGAUGAUGGAGAAAUAUGAGGAAAUGCAGGCAUGUGGUGUCAAACCAAAUCAAACGAUCUUGACAACCAUAAUGGAUGCGUAUGGCAAGAACAUUGAUUUUGGGAGUGCUGCUGUUUGGUACAAGGAAAUGGAAUCCUGCAGGCUUACUCCUGAUCAGAAAGCAAAGAAUAUCCUUUUAUCUUUGGCAAAAACUGUAGAAGAACAACAGUUAGCAAACCAAAUUGUAGGAUAUUUGGAUAAUACUAGCAAUGAACAAGGACUUGGUCGUUUAUCAAUCUCUGUUGAGCAGAAUGAUGAGGAUGAAGACAAUUACGAAGAUGAUGAAGACGACGAUGACAGUUAUGAUGAGGAAGUCGAUGGUCCUUCACAGGUCACUUCAUCAUAUGAUGAUGAACAAGAAAGUGAGCUGGUUUAUUUAAAUGCUGAUAGUGAAAAAAACCUCGAUGACUUACUUACAGUGGCUGAAUUGUAAAUUUGGGAUCUUCUUUUUGUGGUAUAGUCACAUUACCUAGUGUUCAUUGUUAAUUCAACCAGAUCAGUUGAGAGUUAAUACGUGGGAAUGGAAUCACCCUACACUACAUUUUUGGCGUUUAAGCGAGUAAGAUUGCUGUUUUUGAU
Messenger RNA from Rosa chinensis, 2043 nucleotides. RefSeq names its product pentatricopeptide repeat-containing protein At3g59040. The transcript is spliced from 7 exons. NCBI's taxonomy places the organism in Eukaryota, Viridiplantae, Streptophyta, Magnoliopsida, Rosales, Rosaceae. The coding region runs from base 119 to 1897 and encodes 592 amino acids. The record is from RefSeq and is a predicted model, not a curated record. Gene Ontology annotation, molecular function: protein binding.